Messenger RNA from Paramecium tetraurelia, 642 nucleotides. RefSeq lists its product as uncharacterized. Gene Ontology annotation, molecular function: protein binding. The record is from RefSeq and is a predicted model, not a curated record. Lineage: Eukaryota; Ciliophora; Oligohymenophorea; Peniculida; Parameciidae. The transcript has 4 exons.
AUGCAGAAGCCAAUAGUUUCUAUGACAAAGCAUUAGAAUUGGAUUCUAAUCAUCUUUAAAGCUUAUUUGGAAAAGGUAUUAAUUCAAAGAGAAGUAGGCUAAUAUUUUAGAUUGAUAGAGAAUUAUGAUGAGGCUAUUGAAUGGUAUGAUAAAGUGAUAAAAAUAAAACCAAAUCAUAUAAAUGCAAUUUGGGGAAAAGGCGAAUCAUUAAGAAUGCAAGACAAAUUCAGAAAGGCAAUCGCUUAUUUUGACAAGGUUCUGAAAUACCAUCCAAAGCAUUUCUUGUCUCUAUAUGGCAAAGGAGAAGCACUUAGAAUGCUCAAGUAUAAUUAUGAUGCUUCUGUUGAAUACAAACAAGCACUUGAAUUGUAGCCUAACCAUAUUAAAGGAUUAUUUGGAUAUGGGGAAGUAUUAAAACUGAUGAGAAAGUACCAAUAAUCUUUGGUAUGCUACAAGAAAAUCUUGGAAAUAGAUUAAGGCAAUAUGGAAGCAGUGUAGUUGAAAUAUGAGGUAGAACAUUUCAUUUCAUAAAUGUAAUAAAAGGAAUAGAUUAAUAUAAUGAGAAAGUAAGAUCUCUAAAGCAAUAGUAAAUUUUUUGAUGGUCUUUAAACCAAUACUCUAAAUUUUAGAAAAAAGUUUUGA